Messenger RNA from Siniperca chuatsi (mandarin fish), 1763 nucleotides. RefSeq names its product leucine-rich repeat-containing protein 17-like. Gene Ontology annotation, molecular function: protein binding. The transcript has 7 exons. The coding region runs from base 199 to 1596 and encodes 465 amino acids. NCBI's taxonomy places the organism in Eukaryota, Metazoa, Chordata, Actinopteri, Centrarchiformes, Sinipercidae. The record is from RefSeq and is a predicted model, not a curated record. Gene Ontology annotation, cellular component: plasma membrane.
GUGUCCUGUCCACAGUUAAAGCUGACUGGAGUGACUACAUAUACCAAACUGAGAGGAGCAUACCAACUGACCUGAGUGCAGCCGGACAGGUUGAGGUGGAUAAGAUUGUGGCAGCCCUUCCCUGUGGUCAGCCUGUUUUCAUAAGACUUUCAUCCCAAACUCCUGCUUACUGAAAGGACAAUCCCUGCAGGGCUCAGGAUGCGUGUGACCUCCUCUCUCCUUAUAGCCUCCCUGCUCCUCCUUCUGCUCCCGUCCACCGAGAUGAAAAGACCGGGGAAGGGCAGAGGCCUCAGAGGAGCAAGACACAAACUCACACGGGACAGGGUGAGAGGUGUUGGGCGUCACAGCAGAUCAAGCCCCUCCAGGCGUGUGGCACCUGACUGCUCAGUGUUGACAGAAUCUGGAGACGUCUUUGUAGACUGUCAGGACCGACACCUCACCUCCAUUCCCACCUCACAGACAUGGUCCAAAAAACCCAAGCACCUCCUUCUAGCCCGCAACCGGAUCAAAGUCCUUCGUGAUGGGGCCUUCUUUGGAUAUGAGAGUUUAACUAGUCUGGACUUGCAGCAGAAUCAGAUCUCUUUAGUGGAGGAAGGGGCCUUCCAGGGCCUGACACGCCUUACAACCCUGCUGCUGCAACACAACCGCCUGGGAACACUUAGUGAGGAGGCCCUCAUCCCCAUGCCAAACCUUCACUACCUACGUCUAUAUGAUAAUCCCUGGAAUUGUCUCUGCCAGAUGGACAGUCUCAUACUCACUCUGCAGGUCCCAAGAAAUCGUAAUCUAGGAAAACAUGCCAGGUGUGCAGAGCCCAUCAGGCUAAAAGGCAUGAAGUUGAAGCAGGUUGAUCCCGAGUUACUCUGUAAAGAGACAGACCCAACGGGCGAUCCACAGGGUGACCAAACAGAUCUCACAUACCCAGUAGAGCCCAUUCCAAUUCGCACCAAACCAGACGCCACCACGUCUUGCCAUACUUACCUUUUCCCCCAAAUACGGAUGGACUGCAGAAACCGAGGUCUAACUGAGGUGCCCACGGGUAUUCCAGAGGAUGUUGUUCAUAUCGAUCUGUCCCAUAAUUCAAUCCAUCAUCUCAGAGCCAGAGAUUUCCAAGGAGCGAGGAGCCUCAGAACCCUUAACAUCAGUAAUAACAACAUGGAGCACAUUGACACAGCUUCCCUGUCUGGGCUCCUGCACCUUCAUGAGCUGGACCUGUCAGACAACAGCCUGCAUUUUUUUGAGUACGGGGUUCUUGAAGACCUUUACUUCCUGUCACAGCUAAAACUGGGGGGAAACCCCUGGGUGUGUGACUAUAGCAUCCACUACUUGGUGUACUGGCUGCGUCUGCACCCAGGGGUGAAGCACUCUGGCCUGCUGUGUCGUUCACCUCCUGAACAUACUGGGAAGAGUGUGGAGGAGUAUGUGCAUUCCUACAACACAGAGUGUCCAAAAGACAGACAGCACAGCAGAACAGAUCAAGACCAAACGGACCCUCAGCUAUGGAACACACCAAUGGAAGUGCAGGGAGAGCUGGAGGAGGAGCUGGAGCCGAGCCACUUAAGAGCACCGCAGAAAUACCAGAUCAUCAGGCUGUCCUGACUCAGUCUGACCUAAAAUUUGACUUUAAAAAGGCUCUUUGUUUUCUCUUCUUUCUUAGUUUACAACAUAAUUUUCCAUCUGUAUCAGAUGGAGAAACUACAUUUUUCAGUGUUGCUUCUAUGUUUUGUGUUGUCUUUUUAAUCAAAAUAUAAGAAUGAUCAACUUUU